Molecule: messenger RNA, 3600 nt
Organism: Geodia barretti
Lineage: Eukaryota; Metazoa; Porifera; Demospongiae; Tetractinellida; Geodiidae
Source: the annotation of a GenBank genome assembly
AUGCUUUUAUGCUUGGGAGUGUAUUGGGGGUGUGCGUCCUCGGUAACGCGAGUCCCGAUCAAAAUUCAGGUUGAAUCCACAAUUGAUGUUACCAAGUAUUCAGGCUUUGCUGUGCUACCGUUUAUUCAAGCGAAGGCUUCAGGGAGGCAGCGGAUAGCAUCUUCCGACGAAACAGGGGAGGAGAUUGCCUCCUUGAUGCGAAUUGGAUUGGGGCGGAAUCAAAACUUGGACAUUGUUAGCACACAGGAUACGCUGCGGCUAUUUACUGAUGAAACGGCUGAUGAGGAUCUGUUGGCGGAUGUGUCAGAGUUGGUACGUAUUGGCGAGUAUUUUGAAGUAGAUGCAGUCAUCGUUGGCAGCUAUGACUUCUUUGCGGUGAGCCAGCCGAGACGCCACUAUGGGGAACGUUAUUCCAGAACGCUUCAACGGUAUGUCACCGACUACCAAGAUUACCUUGAAAAGACCUACCUCCUUUCGUUGAGGGUUGUAAUUGCUAGUGUGGAUACAGAGGAAAUUAUACAGGAUGACACAAGUUAUGCCGCAUCAAGGUGUCCUAAAAAGUUUAGUACGACAAGCGAUUUCGGAGUUCACCCAACAAGUUUCACCGCACUACGAACAAGAAGAAAGGUUUUUGAUGAGAUGAUGAAAACCGAUCACGGAUUAAAAAUGCAACGCAAGAGCGCGAAGACGCGAAGGCACGAUGAAAACUCUGAAAACGGGAGAUUUCUGUCUCGUUCUCUCGUCGUCUCGUUUCCUCGUCCGCUCGUUUUCUCCCUUUCUCUCCUACUUGUUUUUUCGCUGUCCCUUUUCCUUUCGGUUGGCAGCGGUUGGGCGCAAGGUUUUGGUAAGAAUAAGGUCACGGACCAAGAUUUUGCUUGGCUGAUUCACCGGACAGAACAUUUUGAUAUCCACUACUAUCCGGGUGAAGAACAGUUAGUCUCCAACAUGGCGGACAUCGUUGAAGAGGCUUACGAAAAACAUAGCGAGGAUUUUGAGCACGAACUCAAGGAUCAGACGCCGCUCAUCUUAUAUCAAUCACACAAAGAUUUUCAAGAGACCAAUAUUACGUUGGCUGAACUGCACGAAGGCGUUGGCGGGUUUGCUGAACUCUUUAAGCGACGCAUGGUUAUCCCUUUUACCGGCUCAAUGUCUGCAUUUCGUGAGGUCAUCUUUCACGAACUGGUUCACAUCUUUCAGUAUGACAUCAUCUAUCAGAAACCCGCCGGGCGUUUUUAUAGCGGUGAGUUUCUGUAUAGCCCUCCAAUCUGGUUUAUGGAGGGGACAGCGGACUACUUCGGAAACGAUAAUGAUGCCGUUGGCGAGAUGGUAUUAAGAGAUGCAAGCAUCGCUAAUCAGGUGGUUCCGCUGACGCGGCUACAGGAUUUUCGCAUACUCGGAUCGCAGGUAUUUUUGGGAUAUAAGAUAGGGCAGUCUGCUAUCGCAUAUUUUGUUGAAACGUAUGGACGGGAUAAGGUUGGGCAGGUCAUGCAGGAACUGCGCCAUAUUCGUACCAAGGAUCUCAGCCAAGCUUUCCAAAACGUGAUUGGCGUUGAUCUUGAACAGUUCGAUAAAGAGUGGCGUUUGACGGUGCAGAAAAAGUAUUGGCCCAUGAUUGGGCACAAGGAUAUGCCUGACUCAAUUGCCAAGAACCUGACAGAGAAAUCGCGCUAUUCGCAUAACGUGAAACCGAUCUGGUCUCCCAGUGGUGACCUUAUUGCCUAUAUCACGGGUAACGAUGGAUUUGGUGAAAUUGUCCUUGCGUCUGCUAAGGACGGCAGCCGCUUAGAGCGCAUCAGCAAAGAUUUUUUCGGGAGCAAAUAUGAAGAGAUUCGGAGCGACGGCAGUGGGUUAGCCUGGUCCCCGGAUGGCGACCGUAUCGCUUUCAUCGCCAAGUACCGCGAAUCAGAGUAUCUGCUUGAGGUGAACAUUAUCAGCAAGCGAUUGGAACGCCGAAUCAAGCUCGACUUAGACGCUGCCGGCUCACCGAGCUAUGAUGGCAGUGGUGAGCGGAUUGCUUUUUCUGCGCUAAGUGGAGGACAGACCGAUCUAUUUAUUAUAAACCUAGCAACAGAGGAGUUGAUACGCCUGACAAACGAUUCCUUUGACGAUGGCAAUCCCUCAUGGCAUCCAACGAAGGAGGAGAUUGCCUAUGCCUCGGAACGCGGGGGCAAGUACAAGCUGAUUAUCAUUGAUGUCAACAGUCGGACAUCACGACAGUUGCCGCAUGGUGAGCAUAAUGCGGUUGGUCCCCGCUGGGCACCCGGCGGUGAGGAGCUGCUUUUUUGUGCGGAUAUAGGUGGCGUUUAUGACCUGUGCACCGUGCGGUCAGACGGCACAGACCUGACGCGUUUGACCAAUAUUAUUACCGGCUGUUUUAAUCCAAGUUUUUCACCGGACCGUAAGCACAUCCUGUUUGGUGCUUACCAGUCGGGGAAGCAGGAUGUGUAUGUCAUGGAGGUUGAGAAGGCACGUAAUGAAAAGAUUGAGAUAUCGCCUUCUGAGUUGGAGCCGGUUGUGGUACAGCCUGCGGAAAGGAAGCAGCGCCGAAUUGGGCACCGGAAGUACGGCACGAAAAUUGGCUUAGAUGCUAUCUUCACCAACUUUAGUCUCGGUGCUGACGGUUUGCUGCGCAAUUCGACAGAGCUUGUCGCAAGUGAUAUGAUGGGGAACCAUCGCUUAGGGUUGAGUGUUCAGAAUCAGUCAGGCUUUCUUGCUCCGGACUUCAUUGCCCAGUACGGUUCCCUUGCGCGUCGUGCGGAUUUUGGUGUGUCUCUCUUUAACUUUCAUGAGUAUCACCUGUUGGGGACAACCCGGAAUCGUCGUCGCGUCUCACAACGUUUAACGGGAGUUGCUAGCUCUGUCAUGUAUCCGUUCAAUCGGUAUCGUCGCAUGGAGCUACAGUUGUUGACGUAUUCUACCCCUUACGCUUUCAGAUUCGAGACAGAGCGCGAAGAUAAUCGUGGGCUUCUAAUGCUCGGAACGCUCUCUCUCGUUAGCGACACGACGCGCUGGCAGAUAUUCGGUCCUCAAAGCGGUACCCGUUAUAACCUCACCCUUGAGAAAUCGUAUCGCGCGACAGGCAGCGACCUUGAGUUAACCAAUCUCGUUUUUGAUCUCCGCCGCUACUUUAAGCUUGGCAGACGUUCUACCUUUGCGACCCGUUUGCUGCUCGGUGGAAGUUUCGCAAGAGACAAGUCGCUGUUCUAUCUCGGUGGCAUUGACACGCUACGUGGCUAUAAUUAUGAAGAACUGAUUGGGACGCGGAUGGGGUUGCUGAAUUUUGAGAUUCGGAUCCCAUUUAUUGACGAACUUCGUUUCGGUUGGCCCUUUUCAUGGGCGAUCGGCGGCAUUCGCGGGAUUAUCUUCGCUGACUUCGGAACGACCUGGUCGGAGGAGGAGUUCAACUCUAAAAACCCCUACCGCCUGCUUCGGCGUGACGGCAAUCGGCUUCGCCUUGAUGAUGCCAGAGGUUCAAUUGGCCUUGGACUUCGAUUGCAGCUUGGCUUUUUCUCCCUCGACUUUGACGUGGCACGCCGCACCGAUCUGGCUAGUAUCGAUCCGGAAACGACGUUCCAUUUCGGUUUGGGGCAGGCAUUUUAG